Messenger RNA from Xiphophorus hellerii (green swordtail), 1899 nucleotides. RefSeq names its product synaptogyrin 2a (gene syngr2a). The transcript is spliced from 4 exons. The coding region runs from base 120 to 773 and encodes 217 amino acids. The record is from RefSeq and is a predicted model, not a curated record. Gene Ontology annotation, cellular component: neuromuscular junction; synaptic vesicle membrane. Lineage: Eukaryota; Metazoa; Chordata; Actinopteri; Cyprinodontiformes; Poeciliidae.
AAAAAAGGUUCUCAGGAAGUAGGUUGCUAUAGAUCGAAACUCCUCCCGAACUUUGACAGAAAGAGUUCACAACUCGUCUUAAAUUUGCCUGACAACUUUUUUUUUCAGAGCGUGAAAUAAUGCAGAGCAAUGCUUAUGGUGCCUCUCUGGCCGGCGGGGCCUUUGAUUUCGAGAGCUUUGUGAAGAAACCACAGACUAUUCUGCGCUUCCUGAGCUGGGUAUUUUCCAUAGUGGUUUUUGCAAGCAUUACAGCUGAAGGCUACAUUAACCCAGUUACAGAGGGAGAAACCAAAUGCAUGUUCAACAGUAACGACAGUGCAUGCAGCUAUGCGGUGGGAAUUGGAAUCCUGGCCUUCUUGGGUUGUGUCAUCUUCUUGCUACUGGACGCCUAUUUCCCAAACAUCAGUAAUGCCAAAGAGAGGAAAUACAUUGUUGUUGGAGAUCUAUCCUUUUCAGGGGCUUGGACAUUCCUCUGGUUCAUCUGCUUCUGUGUCCUGACCAACCAGUGGACCAAAACCGACACCGAGUUUGUCAAGGCUGACGCCGCCAGGGCCGUGAUCGCAUUCUCCUUUUUCUCGAUUGUUACCUGGGCUCUUUUGUCCUAUUUUGCAUUAGGAAGAUAUCGCCAAGGAGUGAGUGAGUUUAAUCAGGAUUACACAGACCCCGCCCAGGACCACUCUUCUCCGUACCCGCCUGCCCCGUCGAACUACCAGCAAGCGCCUUUCACCAACAACCAAGGGCCACAGGGGGAGUAUCAACCUCCAGCUUACUGAAGGACUCACACACAUGAAUCCUAAUGGGAGGGGAUUCUUCUUAAAAAUAUAUAUAUAUAUAAAUAAAUUAAAAAAUGUGCCAAUGGUUUUGUUCCAAAUUGGGAUUGUCUUCAGCACUUCCAUUUUCUUUUGCAUAUGUUUGGGCACUGAGUUUUAGUUUGCUGCAUUAUAGUUGCACAUUGUACGGUGGAUGUUUUGUUGUGCUGUUUGACAAACAAAUGAAAUCUGGAGAGAUUUCUUUUUUCUUUUUUUUUCCAUGUUCAAAGGUGAUUUUUUUUUUUUUUUUUUACCCUUUAGGACAAAGUAAGAUACCAAUGUUUAUCUUUAAACCAAGACACCUGCCACAGUUUCACAGCUCCUUCGGUUUCAAUUUUGUGUACAACUGAGAUGUUUUUGUGUCAAAUGAUAACAAAGUGAUUUGAAUUACAUGUUUCUCGAGAAAUGCAUUUUGUUUUUUUAAAAAUAGGAAAGUGAAGUUUUUCUUCAAAUGUGUUACUGUUCAGUGCUUUAGUUUGGUAUUCUGAUGUUAAUGUGCAGCUGUUCCACAACCAUAAGUUGUCAGUUUAGCUUGGCAAAUGUUGUUUAAUGAAUCAGCAAAUGCACAUGAUGUAGUCACAAGUUGUUUUUUUUUUUAUUUUAUUUUUAUUAAAAUCCCUGCUCGAACUACUGUAUUUUCUUUUUUAUGAUCAACCACUGAAAAGCUUUAAUCCUCAAAGAUUUAUUGUCUUCGAUUGGCAGUUUGAGUAAUCUUCCUUUAGCUUGGUAGUCAUUUUUUGUAAGUUUAUCGUUUUUACGUUGAUUGUUAUCUUUCUUUAUGUUUUGGGUUGUUUUCCAUUUUGCCCAAACUGGUUGGUGAGCGUGUUUUUAGUUUAGAUUAGCAAUUCUUAGCAUAUAUUUGAGGCUAAAUUUGUGGGAGGUUUUUGAUUUUUGGGAAAAUUUGAAGACAUAUUUAUUAUUUUACCUAAUCCUGUUUUAAAAACAGAUACAUGGCAAUCCAGUUUUUUUUCUCUUCUUCUAGAUUUCUUUUUGAACAUGUUUAUUGUUCUUAUUAAAAUAAAUUGUUCAAGUGCCUUAUACAGUGUUCUGUAUCAGAUGGGGUUUGCCAAAUAAAAACUUUUCCAGGUUC